Messenger RNA from Caenorhabditis elegans, 506 nucleotides. It is a transcript of the gene erh-2, whose product is annotated as Enhancer of rudimentary homolog 2. The record is from RefSeq and is marked reviewed. The transcript is spliced from 3 exons. Bases 3 to 344 code for a protein of 113 amino acids. NCBI's taxonomy places the organism in Eukaryota, Metazoa, Nematoda, Chromadorea, Rhabditida, Rhabditidae. Gene Ontology annotation, cellular component: cytoplasm; nucleus; perinuclear region of cytoplasm.
AUAUGUCUACUUCUUCACAUACCGUACUUCUGAUUCAAACAUCACCACGUCUUGAUUCACGGACUUGGGGAGAUUAUGAGAGUGUAACUGACGCUCUUGAUGCUCUUUGCAAGAUGUUUGAAGAUUUCCUUUCCAAGAAAUCAGCUGCUCCAGUCACAUACGACGUGUCGCAAGUCUACGAGUUUCUCGAUAAGCUCUCCGAUGUUUCUAUGAUGAUCUUCAAUCGCGAAACCGGGCAAUACAUUGGUCGUACACGUGCAUGGAUCAAACAACAAGUCUACGAGAUGAUGCGUGGUCGUUGUCAGCAUCCGGAAGGUGGAGAGAAAGUCAUUGUUGGGUAUUGAUUACAUUGGAAAUAUUAUUCUCAUCUCGCUCUGAUCUUCAUGUGCUCGCCGGUCUUUUAUUUCUUCUUCCUUUUCAAUGAUUCUUGCUCAAUUUACAAUUCGAUUUCAAUUGCGAUAUUUUUAUACUUUCUGAUGAAUUUCUCACUAUGAAUAUUUCAAUUU